Molecule: messenger RNA, 492 nt
Organism: Plasmodium adleri (nom. inval.)
Lineage: Eukaryota; Apicomplexa; Aconoidasida; Haemosporida; Plasmodiidae
Product: conserved Plasmodium protein, unknown function
Exons: 1
Coding region: 1-492 (163 amino acids)
Source: RefSeq, a predicted model, not a curated record
AUGAAAGUACUUAAUAACAGUUUGGUUGUAUUAUGUCCCAUAAUAAUAUUGUUCUUCUUUCUGAAUAGCGUUGUAUUAGGAAACAACAAUAGAAAUAAUAUAAAUUUUCAUGAAACAGAAAAUGCAGCCAAGGCAAUGAGAAAAUUGUUAAGUGGUGAAAUUAAUAGUAUCAAAUUAGAUAAUGGAGAUGAACUAAAAAUAAAAUUAAAUGAUGAAAAACAUAAAGAUUCUACAAAAGGGAAUAAAAAUUAUUCAUUUAUAAGCAAUCUAGAAGAAGAAAUAUAUUCUCAAACAGAUUUGUUGAGAAAAGAACAAGAAAUGAAUGAACAAAAUAACAAAAUAAUUGAAGACAGACAAGAAUUCUAUAUUUUGAAUAAUAAUGAAAUUGAAAAUGUAGCAACACAUUUUGUUUUGGAAAAUAAUUUUGAUGAGUUAAAUAUACCAUCGUUUAAGCAAAGUCUUAUAGAUAUAAUUCAAUCGUUAAAUAAUUAA